Podarcis lilfordi (Lilford's wall lizard) is the source of this 7791-nucleotide messenger RNA. The record is from the annotation of a GenBank genome assembly. NCBI's taxonomy places the organism in Eukaryota, Metazoa, Chordata, Lepidosauria, Squamata, Lacertidae.
AUGGACACGGACAAUUUAGCUGCAAGUCUCCAGCUCACCACCGAGCAAAAGAACAAAGAAGCACCGCCUGAGGUAUGAGCAAAACCCACACAUUCGCUUGUCAAACCCUCGUUUCAUCAAUGCUCCAUGUGGACUGACUAUUAUUAAUCACCACCUGCUUUUCAGAGGGCAAAGGGCCUGUUUCAAAACUUCCUCAGGAGAAACUUGCGGAAGUGGUGUCUCUCAUUUUGCAGAUAAAGGAGCUGGAGUUUACACACAGAGACCUAGAGCAGGAAUUAGGCCUUGCAUCUCUCGGUCGCAAAACCGAGGUCCACUCUUAGUUUGCACGUGCUGAGUGCAAAGAGGGAUUUACACCACAGCUGGGGUCUAGACCAAACAACUGCAUUGGAUGAAAUAGCACCCACUAACUUGGGCAAAAUGACCCCUUAUACUUGAAACCUUACGUAAGCACUAGCUAGAUUAGCAAGGAAAUUCAUCCAGGUACGGAGACUCAAUGUGCCUAAAUGGGAAGGAGAAGCAGGCUAGGAGUGGAGUGCAGUGGUCUUGUUCAUGGUCUGUAUUUUUUAAGCUCAGUGGCAAAGAACCUGUCUUAGAGCGCUUCUGCCAGUCAGAGUUUACCGUACUGGGUUGGUUGAACGAACGGUUUGACAGCACAAGGCAGAUUCAUAUGAUAUGAGCUGGUUGCACACAGACACACAACCCACCAAGUGUACAAGGAGCAAGGGUGUUGUCUGUGGGCUGCAAAGGAGAGCUAUAUGCAUGGGACGCUUUCUCCAGGUGCCAACUCUGACAUCAUUCCCAGCCAGGCAGGGGGCUUGCUGUUUGAUUUUAUGAAGUGUUACAAAGCCAUGUUGGAGUGGAUUGUUUUAUGGGGAAGAAAAACAUACAAUAAAUGCAAAAGCAUACAGUGGUACCUCGGGUUACAUAUGCUUCAUGUUACAUAUGCUUCAGGUUACAGACUCCGCUAACCCAGAAAUAGUACCUCAGGUUAAGAACUUUGCUUCAGGAUGAGAACAGAAAUCGUGCUCCGGCGGCGGGGCAGCAGCAGGAGGCCCCAUUAGCUAAAGUGGUGCUUCAGGUUAAGAACAGUUUCAAGUUAAGUACGGACCUCCGGAACGAAUUAAGUACUUAACCUGAGGUACCACUGUAUGUGGUUUUGCAUUUCAUGUAUAUCAGCUGUACAUUGUGCAUCGCCUUGAGAUUAUUUACGGAAUGCGAUGAAUUAAUCACAAUUAAUUGUUAUUAUCGCCAAUAAUGCCACAUGUAAAUGUUUGGUCAACCAAGCUGGAAGUGUGAAUGGGUCCAGGCUGGCAAGCAAAUUCUCUUGGCAGCCAUUGUUAGUCCAAAUGCACUCCAGAAGCAGGCCUGAGAAGGGAGAGGCAGCUGGAUAGGACAGGCUAGCCAAAUAAUAAAAUUGCUCUUGACAAAUAGGUGAUGAGGUUGAAUGACAUAAUUAUAGAAUUAAAAUAACUACAGUGGUACCUCGGGUUACAUACACUUCAGGUUACAUACGCUUCAUGUUACAGACUCCGCUAACCCAGAAAUAGUACCUCGGGUUAAGAACUUUGCUUCAGGAUGAGAACAGAAAUUGUGCUCCGGCGGCGUGGUGGCAGCAGGAGGCCCCAUUAGCUAAAGUGGUGCUUCAGGUUAAGAACAGUUCAGGUUAAGAACAGACCUCCAGAACAAAUUGAGUACUUAACCCUAGGUACCACUGUUGGGAUACUGCCAGGGAGACAAAGUCCAUCAUGGCCCCCAAGCCGCCUCCGGACGAUCCAUCGAUCUCCCGUAGAUACAGUAUCAGCAAUUAGCGACACGAGCUCCAGAAAUAGCCUGCCACAUUCCAGAACUCAUGCACGCUCUAUCAGCAGAUAAUGCACAGCAAAAGUUGCACGCAGGAGAGCAUUAUUUACAAGUUUUAUUCAGCGUUGAUCAGAACAAAGAAAACAUGACUGCCAGCUUCAGUGUCUACAGACACAGAGAGAGCGAAAGCAAAGACACAACAGAAACAUCCUGUGAAACAGGAAAUACGCAGGCUGUGUGACUCACAAAGCCUGCUCCCCUUCAAGGUGGAACGGAAAUAUCCUAACAACCACUGUAUAUGUACACAAUGAAGUGGAGAGGACAAACCAAAGCGAUGGCUUUUUAUAAAACCUGACACCAGUUCACCACAGUGCUGCUCCUGGGAAUGACAUAUUGACUCAAAUAAUGUUUGCCACACAGGUUUCCUCCUACCUAAUGGAGCUAUUGCUAAAUAGCCGUAUUUUCUUCCGGUUGCCUAAUUAUUAUAAUUACCACAGUGUUAUAAUUGUUCUGAUUAUGAUCAUUACAAGCGCGUGUCAGGGUUCAGGGUGUCCUAUGAUUCUUGUCUUGUGUUCUCUGGUGUGCAGGACAUUGUUGGGUGUUGCGUGUGUGUUACAGAUGUUCAGCUGAGCUGUCAGGCUCGCCGCAGGAAACAAUUGUGUAGCGGAGGUAGCUUUUACUUAGCAUACACAAGCACACACACAAUAUACGCACACUAUUUACAGUUGCUACAAGAAAUUCUAGUCCUGCAAGUGCCAAGAGUUCUCAGAGUCCAAGAAGCCUUGCAAGUCGUCCAUCUUCUCUCAGACAAGCUCUUCUCAAAGCCUUACACAUUUUCACAGGUUAUUUCCAAGAGUUUCCAGUCUCCCAGCAGAUUAUCCUGUACUCCACAACAAUGAAUGCUGUAAUUUGACUCUUUAGCUACCCAGUGCUAUGUGCUAUUUUGUCCAGCGACUCAGAUAAGACAGUCACAAGAUGCCUGCAGCUGUACUGUGGGAGGGGAAAACCCCAUUUCUGCAGACUGGUGGAGAAUUAACCAUUUUUUCACUUUCCUUAACAGUCAUGAGCAUGUACAGUCAUACCUCGGGUUGCGAACACUGCGGGUUGCGUGUUUUCGGGUUGCGGACACGCCGAACCUGGAAGUACUGGAACGGGUUACUUCCGGGUUUCGGUGCUCGCGCAUGCACAGAAACACAAUAUCACGCUUUGCACAUGCACAGCAGCGCCGAAUCGCGUCAUGCGCAUGCACAGAUGCAGCGCUGCGGGUUGCGAACAUGCCUCCCACACGGAUCACGUUCACAACCCGAGGUUCCACUUAAUAUGCCUUGUACAGGCCUCUUCUUCUUCCUCUUCUUCUUCUUCUUCUUCUUCUUCUUCUUCUUCUUCUUCUUCUUCUUCCUUUGCGAUCACUCGUAGCCGAAUAAGAUUGUCUUCCAUAAACACGGUUUUAACAAUGAGUCCGUAAGUGACUGUGGAAGCCGAUUCUGGAUCCACACGUUCUUGCACAGUGGGGACAUUGGUUUCCGGGCGGGAGUUGAUAAUCCAGUCAGGGAAAAGGGGAGGCAGACUAUGUUUAGGGCACCUUUUCUAGCCCCUCCCCCUUUUAGGGGUGAGCAGAGUGGAUCCUAAAAAGGGCUUCUCAGUCAUAGAUACAGCUGCCGAGCUGCUCAACUGCCUCGUUCCUUGAGUCAGAAUUACUGAAUCUGUAUCUACCGCCAAUGUGCCGGUUCAUGACUAGGGUCUUCCAGAUUUUACGAUCCUGCCCCUGUUACCAUUUGUCGAUCGCCAUGGGCCUUUUGGGGUUUGGGUUGGGUUUUUGGAAGACGCCUGUGCGUGAAUUUGUUUUAUGUGUGUAGAUCAGUGCACGCUGACCAACGCACAGUCUUCGCAGUAGGGCUCUGUUCUGAUGGCGUGAAGUGGUCACGACAAACCGAUAGAUUCCUAUCUGCUGCAGCCUUCACAACCGUUGUAACAUACCACUUGUUAUCAUCCGCCCGUUCUGCCAUUGAGGACUUCUUGGAUCAUUCUUUGUCUAGCUCCUUCCCUUUGACCUUACCGCCUUGGGUGACCCUGCUGGGAGUACGAGAUUCCCGACGGCUUCGCUCACAAGGGUCAUAGGAACAUGCAAGCCCAAUCAACACAACAAGGUGAUGAUCCAGUGAGUGGGGGUAUUCACUGUGUCACCCUUGUACUGGUGCCUUAUGCUGGGAGUUGUGUUGCCCUGGCAUAAGAUAGGGUUGUCAUACGUCUGGACAUAGCUGGGAUUCACCCGUCAAAAAUGGCAUCUGGGUGAAAUUUUCAAAAAUCAGUUGAAAUGUCCGGGGAAAACCCAGGCAAUAUGGUAGCUCAUAUCGGAAGUGUCCGGAUUUUCACUUCUUGAAAUAUGGCAGUCCUAGCAUAAGAUACUUAAGUUGUGCAUCUACAGUGGUACAAGUAUACGAGACCCAAAAUGGUGUGACCAGAUGACUUGACAUCCUGCUCAUCAUUCCAGGAUCGUGGCUAUCCCUGAAACACAACAGCAGCCAUCUUGAUGAGACCAUAGGAUCAGGGUGGAAAGGUGCAAUUGCAUUCCUAUUACAGUUGCACCUUGGAUAUCGAACGCCCUGGAAUUCAGACAUUCUGGCUCCCAAACGCCGCAGACCCAGAAGAGAUUGUUCCGGUUUGCAAAUGUUCUUUUUGAACCCGAACUUUCGACGGGGCUUUUGCGGCUUCUGAUUAGCUGCAGGAGCUUCCUGCAGGCAACCAGAAGCCGCGAUUUGGUUUUUGAAUGUUUUGGAAGUUGAAUGGACUUCUGGAACUGAUUCCGUUCGACUUCCAAGGUACGACUGUACAUUGAAAGUCUCAGUGGAAUCAGUAAAUGAGUUUAGGUUAAGAGCAGAGAGUUGAAUAGAGACAAAGGUACACCAUGAUCAAUAGCUCACACCCAGUACUGAUUCAGGACUUUGAGCUAACAAUCAUUUCUUGUUCAGUGUUACUAAUUCCCAGCUACCCCUCUCCCAAAUUGUUUUCCCUUGUCAGCUACCUCCCAUAUUCCUCAGCCUUGUAGCAGAUCCCCCCCCAAAUCAUGGGAACUGUAGUUUCCCCCAAGAGCUACAAUUCCCAGCACCCAAAACAAAUUACAGCUCCCAAGAUUCUUGGAGAAGUCAGGUGCUUUAACUGUGUGUUGGAUGUGCUUUAAAUGCAUGGCAUGGAUCUGCCAUUGGUUAAUUGGAAAAGUAGCUGUAUAUUUGUUGGCUUUAAGAAGUUAUGUUUCCCCUCCUCAUCCUGCCUUCUUGUAUUAAGACUUCUUAUUUUGCCUUUAGUUGAGCCCUGUACCUCAUUCUGAAGGCACCUCAAAAUACAAUGAAGAUUUUUUCUCUGGGCUAAGCCCAGAAGAGAAGGAAUGUCUAGAGAACUUGCUGCAGACAAUUGACUCCUUGGAUGAGGACCUUUUAGAUGAUGAUGAUGAAGAAGAAGAAGGAGGAGGAGGAGGAGGAGGGAGUCAUCAGGAAUUGGCAGAACCACUAGGUGAGAUGAAAUCAAACCCAUUAACAAAGAUUUGUGGACAUCUUCUAGAAAAUGUAGAACUACAACUCCCAUCAACCCUAGCAAACAUAGCCAAUUGCCAGGAAUUAUGGGAGCUGUAGUCAUUUUCAGCGUCUGCGCAUGCAUGAGCGGCAAAACCCAGAAGUAACCCUUUCCAGUACUUCCGGGUUGCCGCGGGACGCAAGCUGAAAAGAUUUAACCUGAAACAAAUGUAACAAGAGGUAUGACUGUAGAUGGGUGCAUCUCUGUCGCACACACAUGGCCCCAAACAUGGAUCAUUCCCUAUUAAAUCAGCUUUCCCCAGCCUGCUGUCCUUCACAUGUUUUGAACUACAACUCCCAUCAUCCCCAGCAAGUCAAGUGGCAAUGGGCAGUGAUGAUGGGAAUUGUAGUCCCAAACUUUUAGAGGGUACCAGUUUUGGGAAUCCUGCUUUAGAUCUGAAAUCCAGUCAUCAUCGGCCCUCUGCUUUCUGCCUUCAUGCUUGAUGUGCUUACUGCGGGAACCAUUCACAUAGCUGCAGCAAAUGCAUUUGCCACAACCGUUUCGUUGAGGUGGACCAUAUCUGGCUGGGCUGGAAGGGAGAGAGUUCUUAAGGAAACCUCCAACCUCUUUCCUUAGAAUCAUAGAAUUGUGGAGUUGGAAGGAAUCCACAAGGUUGAUCUAGCAGUGCAGGAAUCUCAGCUGAAGCAUUUGUGACUUUCUGCAGUCAACUUUCCUCACUCACGUUGGUUGUGUGUGCAGGUGCUGAAGACCAAUGCAAGGACAGUGUUGACUCCAGGAUGCUUCAAAGUACGUCUGUGGAGGCAGCCUCAGCCAAGCCCAGUUCUCCUCGCCCUGCCCUUUCCAAGAUUAAAAUGACCAAGUCCCUUUCGGAGGAAUCAGCUGGCAUCACUCCAAGGAGGAGCAGGCCCAACCCUUCUUCUCCCAAAUCCAAAGGGCCUCAUAGAUUGGCGGAAUCUCACCCUGCUUACUUCAGGAAGUUUGACACAAUAAUGAGGUCAGGAGUCAACGUCCAAGAGCUUCGUUCUCGCUUCCUCCACCACCUUGACAGCUCCACUGCUGUCAGAGGGCCAACAGAGGAUGCUGUGGGAACAGAUAAGCAUCCGUUGCCAUUGCCUGGAGGCCAGAGGUCCCCUAGGGAUGAAGCCCUGCAGAAGUUGGGCCUCUUCCAGAGAAUUUCUAGCGUUCCGAAUAUGAAAAGUCCUCUGGUGCCCAUGGUGGGCCAGCAGGCCCAGGAUUCACCGGCCAAAAGUCUGAACCUCGAUGGAAUGGCAGGCUCCAUCAACACCAUGGAAAAGCAUGUGAAAUAUUGCACACACCCCAAUCUCUGAGAGGUGAGAGACUCCAGGCGUUCCAGCCCUGACCCAGGUUUUGGUUUCCUUGGAAUGAAGGCCAGUGGAGACUGAUGUCUUUAGGAUGUGUGGUUUUAUUUGCACAUAUAUACAGCCUAAGCAUAGGAUGGAGGGACUCACAGCAUUAACAGUCCAACAGAUCUUGCUUCCCCCUUAGGUUUCCAGAGAAGACCCAAAGUGACCAGUUUGGGCCCCACGCACAGAGCAAGACCUGUCUCUGUCUCUCCAGCUUCCAGCCUCAGAUAAAACUCACCCACCAGAACCAACUCCCCUGGCUUAUCGCUCCCCUUCCUAGGAUGACAUGGCAUCCAGCCAGGUGAAGUCGGAAAUGGCCCACCCAUUUGUAUCCAUGGCAGUCUCUUAGGACAUGUAAAUGACAGUGCUUCAGGGCUGGAUUAGGACCUUUAGAGGCCCUAGACACUUAAGAGGUUUUGGUGCCCCCUUAUAUAUCUAAUUCAAAACAUAAACAAUGAUAAAACCAUAAAAUUCAGUUUUAUUUUUUGAAAUGAAAUGAAGCCUACAGUAAUAUGGAAAACAAUGUUUAUUUUUGUAUACUUCCACUUUAUUUAUAUUUGAAAAAAAUUCUCCUGUGUUUUCUAAUGCAAAGUGUUUGAUAAGAUCUUCAUUCAAUAAUCAUUAAUCUAUUUUUACUAUGUUGAUAUUAUUUUUUAUUAUUGUGUAUACAUAGAUAUGUAUUUCUUUCAAUUAUUUUGGAGGCUUUUCUUUGUGGAACCUGGACAAAUUUGGUCCAUGGUAAAUCCAGCAAUGGGAAAUUUCCAUGGUGCCCCUUUUCCCUCGAUUCCCUAAACACAUGUGCAUUUUGCUUAAUGGUGAAUCCAGCCCUGCGGGUGCUUAACAGUCCAGCCAAGGCCAUUAUGUUGUCUGACCAGUUCAGCGGCCUCUUCUACUAGAUUCUAAACCUCCCCAGUGACAGAAUCGCUGGUUCAGAAGAGACUCUCGACUAUCCCCAAGACUGACCCCCUACAAACCUACAGCAAUAACAAUGGCUACUGUUCAAGUACUUUCUUAGGUGCGGUUGGGCCAAAAGGCGGGUUGCAGAAAGAAAACGGACCUGCAGAGUCCCAAGAGGCUCUUUGCAAACCCCGUCCAUUAG